CCUUUGUUUACUCACGGUUUCACAGCAGUGCCUCGUGAAUCACUGAUUUCAUCUGACGAUUCCCUCGAUUGGGACUUGAGUUAAAUGAUACGAAGUGCGUGUCAUAAACACUCUAACAAAUACUUGAGAAGGAUUAUCGCGUUAUCAUGGGAUUGCCGGAGUGUGAAAGACAGGAAUCUUCGUCGCAUGGAAAAAGGAAAGGACGACGAAGUAUUUCUGCUGGUGGUCGAAGCAAGAAACGUCUUGGUACAAACGAAUGUGGUGGUGGCGUUAAGAGCGAGCAACGUUGCAUUGCUAAUGUACGGGAACGAAUGAGAACGCAGGCCUUAAACGAAUCCUUUGCGAAAUUGCGGCGAAUUAUUCCAACACUUCCAUCAGAUAAGUUGUCCAAAAUUCAAACUUUGCGCUUGGCAACGCGCUACAUAGAUUUCCUUUGCCAAGUUCUUGGCAAUGAUGAAAAGCAUCCGAACUCUGCCGCUAGCAGUUGCUUUCUGGCACACGAGCGAUUAAGCUACGCUUUCAGCGUCUGGAGGAUGGAGGGCGCUUGGUUUCAGGGAGAAUAAACAAAGAAAUCGAAAGCUUUUCGAUGUGCAUGUUUUCUUCAGGAAAUGAUUGAGAUUCAUAUUCCCGUUUAUUGGAUACAUGCAAUCGGUGUGCUUUUAAAAAUGAUUGCAAUCAGAACGUUUGAGCUUUCCUCUAUAAAAUUUCCACGGGCACGAAAAACUAUAGUAGUGGAUUACCGUUAUCCUUAUGAACACCAUGGAUUGCUAGUGUCUGAAGGGGGAACAUCAUAAUGUACAAAUGCUCAUUGACUUUAUCUUUUUUCAAAAGGCAUAUAAUAACGUGACAUUCGUAUUUGGGUAUGUGUUGAGGGAGGUACAAGAAGUAAGAGCCAUAGUACAAUACGAAAAUUACUUUGUAAAAAGAAAGUAUAUGAUUGAUUUUUUUCGUUUGCUAAUACUCGCAUAUCUAAAUGAAGGCAUCAUUUUAGCACGCUCUUUGCUCAUCAUUGAGAUAAGUUAAUCUAAAAAUGCAUGCUGAUCCAUGUAUAGAAGUGACGAAAUAUAUCGUACCCAAUUAUUGAACUGCAAAAUGUAAGAUCUGUUAUAUAUUGUUCGAAAAUUUUAAAAAAACUUUUUAAUUCACGAGCAAAGACAGUGAAAGUAAUUUGUAAACAGAUGUGUGUUUGUAGAUUUUUCCAUUUCACGAAUAAAUGAUAUUUUACAACAA
This is a messenger RNA of Xenia sp. Carnegie-2017, 1230 nucleotides long. Its product is annotated as twist-related protein 1-like. Lineage: Eukaryota; Metazoa; Cnidaria; Anthozoa; Malacalcyonacea; Xeniidae. The transcript has a single exon. The record is from RefSeq and is a predicted model, not a curated record. Gene Ontology annotation, molecular function: DNA-binding transcription factor activity, RNA polymerase II-specific; RNA polymerase II transcription regulatory region sequence-specific DNA binding; protein dimerization activity. Bases 147 to 563 code for a protein of 138 amino acids. Gene Ontology annotation, biological process: regulation of transcription by RNA polymerase II; developmental process.